This is a messenger RNA of Myotis brandtii (Brandt's bat), 1615 nucleotides long. It is a transcript of the gene UCP3, whose product is annotated as uncoupling protein 3 (mitochondrial, proton carrier). Gene Ontology annotation, biological process: mitochondrial transport; response to cold; adaptive thermogenesis. The transcript has 7 exons. Gene Ontology annotation, molecular function: oxidative phosphorylation uncoupler activity. The record is from RefSeq and is a predicted model, not a curated record. Gene Ontology annotation, cellular component: mitochondrial membrane. The coding region runs from base 612 to 1547 and encodes 311 amino acids. NCBI's taxonomy places the organism in Eukaryota, Metazoa, Chordata, Mammalia, Chiroptera, Vespertilionidae.
AUAGAAAUAAUAUAUGUAAAGUAUCUAGCUCAUAGGAGGCACCAAGAAAUGAGUUAUUAUCAGUGUUAUUAUUGAGAGGAGGCUAGGGAGAGACCUGCCCAGCCUAUGGAGGGAGGCCUUGACCUUUGGACUUUCACAGGUGACCGGUCCAACGCCCCACACAUGCACAUAUAUAUCCUCCUCCUCUGAGGUAGCUCUUCCUUCAAUCGCUUCCUUCAGUAGCUAUUUUAAAGAACCUCAAGUGAAAGGAACUGAACCAGAUCUAGAACUCUGACCUCCUCCCUCACCUCCCUGCCCCUCACCAGCCGCUUCUUGUCAAGUGAUCAGGCUGUCACUAGCGUCUGCAGGGUAAGGUUUCAGGUCAGCCAGAGUGUAUAAAGAUAGGUGCCAAGCCGGAGGCAGCAGAGACAGCCGUGAAUGGCCAGGGAGCAAUCAGAGUCCUGUUGCCGCCUCCUGGGAUGGAGCACUAAGGAGCGCUAAGGAGGUCCUGAGCUUCCCCUACCCCUGCUGGACUCAGCCUCCUCCCUGCAGGAAAGCCCAGGGCUGCAGAGCGGCCUCUCUCCUCAGACCUGAACUGGGCCCUCAAGGGACUGGGAGAAACGUCUGGGACCAUGGUUGGACUAAAGCCUUCAGAGAUGCCUCCGACAACAGCUGUGAAGUUCCUGGGGGCGGGCAUGGCGGCCUGUUUUGCUGACCUCCUCACCUUUCCACUGGACACAGCCAAGGUCCGCCUGCAGAUCCAGGGGGAGAACCAGGCAUCCCAGGUGGCCCGGAGCGUCCAGUACCGCGGCGUGCUGGGCACCAUCCUGACCAUGGUGCGCACCGAAGGCCUCCGCAGCCCCUACAGCGGGCUGGUCGCCGGCCUGCAGCGCCAGAUGAGCUUCGCCUCCAUCCGCAUCGGCCUCUACGACUCUGUCAAGCAGUUGUACACCCCCACAGGAUCAGACCACUCCAGCAUCGCCACCCGGAUUUUGGCGGGCUGCACCACAGGGGCCAUGGCGGUAACCUGUGCCCAGCCCACGGAUGUGGUGAAGGUCCGAUUUCAGGCCAACAAGCACUUUGGGCCUGGCGGCAACAAGAAGUACAGUGGGACAAUGGAUGCCUACAGGACCAUCGCGAGGGAGGAAGGGCUCAGGGGCCUGUGGAAAGGAACUUUCCCCAACAUCACGAGGAAUGCCAUUGUCAACUGUGCUGAGAUGGUGACCUAUGACGUCAUCAAGGAGAAGCUGCUGGACUAUCACCUGUUUACCGACAACUUCCCCUGCCACUUUGUCUCUGCCUUUGGAGCUGGUUUCUGUGCCACAGUGGUGGCCUCCCCAGUGGACGUGGUGAAGACCCGGUAUAUGAACUCACUCCCAGACCAGUACCGCAGCCCCCUGGACUGUAUGCUGAAGAUGGUGGCCCGGGAGGGUCCCUCAGCCUUCUAUAAGGGAUUUACACCCUCCUUUUUGCGACUGGGAAUCUGGAACGUGGUGAUGUUUGUAACCUAUGAGCAGCUGAAACGGGCCUUGAUGAACGUCCAGAUGCUACGGGAAUCUCCGUUUUGAAUAGGUCAGGCCACUUGGAUGCAACUGGAACAAAAUCAGUUAAGAAUGGAAUAAAACAGUGGGUCCAC